AUGUGGGUCACCUUCCUUCCUCGUCGAAAUCCGCUGACAGGCAGGCCGCUCCCGAUCGACAGAUCGCAAGGAAACGUCGCAGCCCUCGUCAACCGCUUCCAGAUCGCGGCUGACAGAGAUGCCCGUUUAGCAGCGCGCGAGGCUCGCCGUGUCGUCUCGGCCCCUGUCAAGCCCGGCACCUUCCUCGACGGCAACUCUGUUCUGGGCUUGAGCUCAAGCUUUGACUCGGGCCCGGACUCAAACUCGACUACCAGCCUUCCUACCUCGAUCUCGACCCCGGCCGUCGUUGACGCCUCCAGCAUUCCCUCCAUCCCCAGCAUCUCCUCCGCUUCCCCCUCUCCCACCGACCCCGAAGUUGAUGCAGCUGCGUCCGCGCAUGCCCCCGACGUCUCAACACAGGAGUCAGAUCCCGCUCAGGCUCCCUCUCCCCCUCCGUCCAUCGGACAAGUGGUCGACCAGAAGCAGGGAGGGAAGGAUGACAAAGACAAGGAGAAUGCUUCUGUGAAUCAGUCGCACGACGAUCACCCCCGCCGCCGCACCGCACCGAAGUCUCCGCAUGCAAGCCACAAAAGCCCCUUAUCACCGUCGACGACGACCAAGCCGCUGUCGCAUUCGCGAUCCAAAGCAAACUUACGCCCUGACGCUACCACGUCGCCUCGCUCGACCAAGUCGACUCCCAAACUCAAACCCUCCUCGACUGGAGGCACGCACAGCUCGACCUCGGAGCGACUGCGCGAACGUGAACCUCGUACCUCGGCGUCUCCUCAGAAGCACACAGCUAGUAGCUUGGCGAAGAGCAAGAGCCGCCCCCAAUCCCCGAACGACCACCACACACCGCACCCCCGCCCACGCAGCAGUGUCGGCAGCUCCCGCAGCCCUCCUGUGACAACAACGGCGCCGCGUCGCCCGCGUACAUCAACAGCCUCGACAAUCUCGAACGACUCGACGCCUCGCAGCACCAGCAGCACGUCACGGCUGAUGCAGGGCACUGCCGCGAGCCGCGCGCGUGCAGCGGCCACCCGUGCCGAGGCGAUGGCCACGCCGACCCGUGUGAAGGCACGCACGUCACGCGAUAACCUUGUCACCUCUCCGUCCUCAGCUAGCAAGUCCUUAAACCGCAAAGCCUCCCGACCUUCCCUCGCUACCGCCGAGAAGGCGGUUGCGCGCGCCGAAAAGGCCGUGAAGCGUGUUGAGCGUGCACUCGAGCGGUCAGGACACAGCGACUCGGGCCACAGCGCCGAGCACGAGCCCGAGCCGGAAAUCUUGGCCGCGUAA
Trichosporon asahii var. asahii CBS 2479 is the source of this 1275-nucleotide messenger RNA. RefSeq lists its product as uncharacterized. NCBI's taxonomy places the organism in Eukaryota, Fungi, Basidiomycota, Tremellomycetes, Trichosporonales, Trichosporonaceae. The transcript has 2 exons. The coding region runs from base 1 to 1275 and encodes 424 amino acids. The record is from RefSeq and is a predicted model, not a curated record.